CGUCGAGCUCACUCUGCCCCCGGACUGGUCCUCUCUCUCAACCCCACGCACCACACUCACAUCCACACACACACACACACACACACACACACAUGCACACACACACUUGAACGCUGAAAGGAGGCAGGACCUGGGCCGCUUCAAUUAGACACUCCUGCAGCGGCUCCCUGGCGUGGACGUUUUUCAAUACUUCAUCACAGCCUCCUUGGAUUCUCCUCAUGUGGCGUCUCCUUUGCGCAUAGAGCCAACGCUACUGAGGUGCGUGUCCGUGUGUGUGUGUGUGUGUGUGAGCAUAUUGAGCAUAUCCCGGAGAUGAAGACAAACGCCCGGUGAAUGGGAAACACCAACACGGAGGAGGCAGCGCUACCUUCCCCCCCAUCUCGACAGGCACGCUCGCCCUUUCCGUCGGCGAGAUUUGCGCACACGUAACCGGAGCCGGUGUCUGCGCUCUGCGGGGCCGGGCGCGCGUCGUCUGGGAGGAGUGUAGGGAAGGAUGGACGCGUUCUUCACGGAGGGAGCCCGUGUUUGGGUCCGGGAGAAGGAGCAGCUCGUUCCCGCCACUGUAAACUCCUGUGGAGAUGGAACCCUUGUGGUCACAACUGACUAUGGCGAGGUGUUGUACCUGCAGCAGGCCGAGGUCACCAGGGAGCGGGUGUACGCCAUGCACCAGUCCAGCAUCGACGGGGUGGAGGACAUGUCAGCGCUGGCCGAGCUGCACGAGGCCGCCAUCAUGCACAACCUGUACCGGCGCUACCAGAAGGAUAACAUCUAUACGAACAUCGGCAGCAUCCUGGCGGCCGUCAACCCCUACAAGCAGGUCCCUGCUAUGUACGACCCAGAGCGGGUGGACCUUUACUCCAAGCACCACCUGGGGGAGCUGCCGCCGCACAUCUUUGCCGUGGCCAACGAAUGCUACCGCUGCAUCUGGAAACGCCAAGACAGCCAGUGCAUCCUCAUCAGUGGUGAAUCGGGCGCAGGGAAGACGGAGAGCACUAAACUGUUGCUGCAGUUCCUGUCGGUGAUGAGCCAGAAAUCAGGAGGAACUCCUGCUUCAGAGAAAACCACACGUGUGGAGCAGGCCAUCGUCCAGAGCAGUCCCAUCAUGGAAGCGUUCGGAAACGCAAAGACCGUUUACAACAACAACUCCAGUCGCUUCGGGAAGUUCAUCCAGCUUCACUUCUCUGAGUGCGGCAACAUCCAGGGAGGCUGCGUCAUCGACUAUUUACUGGAAAAGAACCGUGUGGUGCGACAGAACCCUGGAGAGAGAAACUACCACAUUUUCUACGCUCUGUUGGCGGGAGCUACCAAAGAGCAUAAAAGCCUCUACUUCCUGGAAGACCCUGCGGAAUCUUUCCACUACCUCAGCCAAUCAGGAUGUAUGAAGGACAAGAGCCUGAAUGACAAAGAACUGUUUAACAGCGUCAUGGAGGCGCUGAAGGUGUUGGAGUUCACAGAGGAGGAGAUCAGAGACAUGUUCAAGCUGCUGUCAGGAGUCUUGCAGCUGGGAAACAUCGAGUUCAUGACUGCAGGAGGAGCCCAGAUCACCACCAAGCAAGUGGCCACCAAUGCCAGUGAGCUGCUGGGCCUGGACACCUUCCAGCUGUCCGAAGUCCUGACUCAGAGAUCCAUAAUCCUCAGAGGAGAGGAAAUCUGCUCCCCUCUCACUAUAGAGCAGGCUGUAGAUUCCCGGGACUCUGUUGCCAUGGCGCUUUAUUCCCAGUGUUUUUCCUGGAUCAUCCUCAAGAUCAAUCAGAAAAUCAAAGGGAAGGAAAACUUCAAAUCCAUCGGCAUCCUCGACAUCUUCGGCUUCGAGAACUUUCAGGUGAAUCGAUUUGAGCAGUUUAACAUCAACUACGCCAACGAGAAACUUCAGGAGUACUUUAACAAGCACAUCUUCUCUCUGGAGCAGCUGGAGUACAACAGGGAGGGGGUUCAGUGGGACGCCAUCGACUGGAUGGACAAUGCAGAGUGUCUCGACCUCAUAGAGAAAAAACUGGGUUUACUGGCUCUGGUGAAUGAAGAGAGUCGAUUCCCCAAAGGAACAGACUUCACUCUGCUGGAGAAGCUGCACAGCAGACACGCUACAAACCCUUACUAUGUGAAGCCCAGACUCGCUGAUCAUCAGUUUGGUAUCAAACAUUAUGCGGGGGAGGUCUUGUAUGAUGCCAAAGGAAUCCUGGAGAAGAACAGAGACACCUUCAGAGACGACAUCUUAAACAUGCUGAAGGACAGCAGACUGGACUUCAUCUAUGACUUGUUUGAGAAAGUUGGCAGCAGGAACAACGAGGAGAAGAUGGGAACAGCCAGACGUAAACCUACAGUCAGCUCCCAGUUCAGGGACUCCCUCCAUGCUCUCAUGGCCCUUCUGAGUGUGUCCAACCCUUUCUUCAUCCGCUGCAUUAAACCCAACAUGGAGAAGAAUCCAAAUGUGUUCGACCCGGAGGUCGUCCUGAACCAGCUGAGGUAUUCUGGGAUGCUGGAGACUGUGAAGAUCCGUCGUGCCGGGUUCCCCGUCCGCAGAACUUUCAAAGAAUUUUUCUCUCGGUAUAAGAUCAUGCUGAAAGAAAAAGUAGCAACAGCUGGAGACGAUAAAAAGAGGAGCACAGACAUUCUCCUUAAAUAUGACAAGACCAAAAAAGAGUGGCAGUUAGGCAAGACCAAGGUGUUUUUGAAAGAGUGUCUGGAGCAGCGUUUAGAGAAAGACAGGGAUGAAGUCCGACGCCAAGCUGCUAUGAUAGUCCGAGCUCACCUUCUCACUUUCUCUGCCAAGAAGCACUUCAAGCUUGUGCGUGCCGGCGUCCUCACCCUCCAGAAAUACUUCAGAAAGCACAUCCAGCGCAGGCGAUACGUGAAGCAGCGCAAGGCGGCUCUGGUGCUGCAGAAACACAGGCGAGGUCAGGUGGCGCGCACCCGUGUUCGAAAACUCAAAGAGGAGAAGAGGAAGAGGGAGGAGGCGCUGAGGAAGAAGGAGGAGGGGGAGGAGGACAAGAAGUCAGUUGGUGAAGGGCAGCAAGAGGAAGAGAGUGAAGGAGCUGAGGACAAAUCGACACAGGAAGAGACCCGGCAGAUGGAAGAUAUCCUGCAGCUUGAACGGGAGAUCGAGCGCUUGCAGAAGAAGAGAGAGGACGAGGUGUCGCAGCUAUGUGAGUCCUCCAAACAGGAGCUGCAGCUGCGCCGCGACGCUGAGAUCAAACGGAUGACGAAGGAGGCGUCUCGCAAGGCCACGGAGCUCAUCGACCUCAUGAACUUCGGAGGCGUGGAUCCUUCGCUGGUAGGGGCCGGAGCGAAGCCUGCUGCCGAGGCCAAGUCUCCCAAAGGUGCAACUGCAGCUCGAGGUGCAUCCAAAGAGGAGGAGGUAGACGAGGGCUUCCACGCCGAGGAGGAAUGCAUCCCUCUCCCUGACUUCCCUCCUCCUGCGGAGACAGAUGCUCCCUUGGAUCAGGACAUAUUUGCCCAACUCCCUCCUCCCCCACCUGCCUUCGCUGAGGGGACAGUUCCUCCUGCACCACCUUCUCCACCUCCCCUGACCACAGAUGGUGUUCCUGCUGAUGGAAUUCCUCCCCCUCCGCCUCUCCCACCACCUGAAGAUGACUCCACCGUCCCUCCAGCUUCACCACCACCACCACCAGGACACCGACCUCCCUCGGGAGAAGGGGAAAAGAAGGAGGCGGCCAAGGGGGAGUUGGAAAGGAAGGUCAGCAUGGUGGAGAGCCUGGACGGCGAGGAGCCCAUCUACAGCAUGCCGGCCGACACAGAGUCAGAUUAUGACCAGGAGGAGGAGGAGGGGUCCGUCACGGCCGGUGACGACAGCUCCGUAUCCGGGAGCAACAGAGGAAGCGCUGCCCCGGUGGACGAGGAGCACCCGAGGAAAUCGACGUGCACCAACACCAGCGUCGAGUCCUACAGAGGCAGCUCCGACUCUUACGCUGACAGUGAUGAUGAGCAUGAUGGGAUGAUGGACACUGAUGAAGAAGUGACAAACGGCAGAGUGUUGUUGCUUAAUGGAAACGGUCCUCCGUAUUUCCACGGCUACCUCUACAUGAAGGCUGGCCUGAUGAUCCCAUGGCGGAGGCGCUGGUGUGUGUUGAAGGACGAAACCUUCAUGUGGUUCCGCUCCAAACAAGAGUCGCUGAAGUCCGGCUGGCUCUACAAGAAGGGAGGAGGCCUCUCCACUCUCUCACGGAGGUUAAACUGGAAGAUGCGCUGGUUUGUACUGAGGGACAGUAAACUGAUGUACUACGAGAACGACAGCGAGGAGAAGCUGAAGGGAACCAUCGACAUCCGGGCUGCAAAGGAGAUCAUGGAUAACCAUGAAAAGGAGAACGCUCUGAACAUCGUGACGGACGAGCGGACCUAUCAGGUGUUUGCUGAGUCACCAGAGGAUGCAAGUGGCUGGUUCAAUGUCCUCAGUAAGGUGCGUGUGUGCACCCCCGAGCAGCUGCUGGAGAUGUCCCAUGAACAGGCCAACCCAAAGAACGCUGUGGGAACUCUUGACGUUGGGCUGAUCGACUCAGUUUGUGCAUCAGACAACCCUGAUCGGCCCAACUCUUUUGUCAUCAUCACUGCAAAUCGUGUGAUCCACUGCAACAGCGACACGCCAGAGGAGAUGCAUCACUGGAUCAGUCUGCUGCAGAAACCAAAAGGAGACGCCAGGAUCGACGGGCAGGAGUUCCUCGUCAGAGGUUGGCUGCAGAAGGAGAUGAAGACGAACGCUAAGAGCACCUCCCUGAAGCUGAAGAAACGCUGGUUUGUUUUGACCCACAACUCGCUGGAUUACUACAAGAGCUCAGAGCGAAACUCCUCCAAGAUGGGAACUCUGGUCCUUAACUCCCUCUGCUCCAUCAUUCAGCCGGAUGAGCGAGUGCACAGGGAGACAGGUUACUGGAACAUCAUAGUGUACGGGAGGAAACAUUCUUACCGCCUCUACACCAAGAUGCUGAAUGAGGCCAUGAGGUGGACGGCUGCUAUACAGGGAGUCGUCGACACUAAGACGCCCAUCGAGACUCCGACACUGCAGCUCAUCAGAGACAUCAAGGAGAACAGUGUGAACCCAGACAUCGUGGAGCAGAUGUACAGGAGAAACCCCAUCCUCAGAUACACCCAGCAUCCUCUGCACUCCCCUCUGCUGCCGCUGCCAUAUGGAGAGGUCACCAGCUUACACAGGCAGCAGGGUUACGCCAGCCUGCAGGACGAGGCGGUGCGAGUGUUCAACUCGCUGCAGGAGAUGGAGACUCUGGCAGACACGGUGCCCAUCAUCCAGGGCAUCCUGCAGACCUGCCAGGACCUGCGGCCUCUCAGGGAUGAGGUAUAUUGUCAGGUGAUCAAGCAGACCAAUCACGUGUCUCAGCCUAACAGCCCAGCCAAUCGAGCACACUGGCACCUGCUCACCUGCAUGAGCUGCACCUUCCUGCCCAGUCGAACCAUCCUCAGAUACCUCCGGUUCCACCUAAAGAGGAUACGCGAGCGCUUUUCCGGCACAGAGAUCGAGCGCUACGCCACUUUCAUCGGGGAAUCCUUAAAGAAGACCAAGACUCGUGAGUUUGUUCCCUCCCAGGAAGAGAUCGCCGCCCUGCUGGUGAGACAGGAGAUGAGCACCACUGUCUACUGCCACGGAGGAGGCUCCUGCAAGAUCUCCAUCAAUUCACACACCACAGCUGGAGAGGUUGUGGAGAAGCUGAUCAGAGGUUUGGCCAUGGAGGAGAGCAAGAACCUGUUUUCCCUGUUUGAACACAACGCCGUCACAGACCGGGCUCUGGAGAGCAGAGUGAUCGUGGCAGACGUCCUGGCAAAGUUCGAAAGGUUGGCUGGAAGUGAAGAAGAGGAGGAGGAAGGAGAAUGGAAACUCUACUUCAAACUCUACUGCUUCUUGGAUGUGGAGAGCAUGCCCAAAGAGGGAGUGGAGUUUGCCUUCAUGUUUGAACAGGCUCAUGAGUCUCUGAUAAGUGGUCACUUCCCGGCGUCAGACGAGACUUUGCAGCACCUGGCGGCGCUACGUCUCCAGUAUCUCCACGUUGAUGCGGCAGGUCGGGCCGGGUGGAGUCUGGGGACUGUCUAUCCGACUGGACGUCUCCGCAAUCGCAUCCUCCACUCCACCAAGCCUGGCGUGGGGGCCGCAGGUGGAGCUGGAGCAGGCGGAGGAGGAGGAGCGGGAGACGGGAAGGGCCUGGUGGGAGGACCAGGAGGUGUCGGCCCCGGGAUCGAGAAACGAAAGACCCCAAGCUUUCUGGACGGGACCCUGAGGAGGAGCUUCAAGACAGGGUCACUGAAGAAGCAGAAGGUGGAGGAGGAGCAGAUGUUGGAGAUGUGGGUGAAGGAGGAGACGUCUGCCACCCGGACCAGCGUCCUGGAGAAGUGGACCCGGCUGCAGGGAACUCCGCAGCACCAGGCCAUGCUGAAAUACAUGAGCAUCAUUAAGGAGUGGCCCGGAUACGGAUCGACCCUGUUCGACGUGGAGUGUAAAGAGGGCGGCUUCCCUCAUGAUCUGUGGUUGAGUGUGAGCGCUGACAACGUGUCAGUUUAUAAACGAGGGGAACCCAAACCUCUGGAGACCUUCCAGUAUGAACACAUCACCUUCUUUGGAGCUUCGCAGCCCUGCACCUACAAGAUCAUUGUGGACGAGAGGGAGAUAUUCUUCGAGACUCCACUGGUCGGAGAGGUCACCAAGAUCAUGAGAGCCUACAUCAACAUGAUGGUGAAGAAACGUUGCAGCAUCAUGUCUGUGACCAGCGUCGGCAGUUCCUGGGCCAGGUGAUCGCCACCAACCAGCCGGAGCCCUCGGUUUGUCCAGUGUCGAUCAGAUGCCUCGGCCUUCUUCGUUGGUUGGUUGGUUUUGGAUGGAGGCGGUCGCACCAACCAGCUAAACCUCAUGGUUGACUCGAGAGUGAUGUGGAAGAGCGUCAGAAGCCUAACGGGGGUGGGAAGUGGACACGGAGGCCAAACGCACACUCUCUCCUGGCCUGGGUUUCACUUGGGAUAAGGGAACCGUUUGAUAGAUGAGCAUGACAAAGACUUUCAAAUUACAUAACCCCCUCCCUCCAGUUGUAGUCCUGCAUGUAGGUGUUCAAGCACAAUCCAAACUUCUCUCUGCUUUUCAUUUCCGGACAAACGAACCUCAGAAAUUUACAAGCACAACUCAGCCGCCUCAGUCUGUCCCAGGUGGCCGCCCCCCAUGCACUGCCAGACAGAAGAAAAGCCACAUGUCCUCACUUCAGUUCCUUUCUCACUCCUCCUCCCACGUCCAGAGUCUCUCUCUCUUUCUCUUCACGUGUCCUCAUUUCCUGUUGCAUCCUUAUUUGCUGUCGGUAUUUCAUUACGAUGCUGAAUUAUUGUUCUUGCUUGCUUUCUCUCCGUUCUCGUCUUUUUAACCGUGACAUUGUCUUGCUUACACCACUUUGUGACUGAGAAAAAGGACUCCAUGAUGACCAUUCUUCUUCAGGGCUACUCGUCGGUGCCACCGUGUGGCAACAGGAGGUAUAUGCAGCCAAAUGAAGUGGCUUUAAAUAUUUCUCAACACUAUCAAAUCGAUAUUAUUGCGAAGAGAGAGUGCAGGUUUUGCUCUGGAGGCUCUGUGGUCCCGUGACGCAGAGAGUCUGUGCAUGGUGAGAGCCUGGCGUGGCUCUAUAAAGAGAAUAUCAAGCAGAAUAUUAUGAGACAAAAUGUUUCCCUAUCUAUGUCUACAUAUAACACACGCAGCAUAAAUCUACUGUAUAUUCACAUACAUGUAAACAUGAACUGAUGUAUCGUUUUGUACUGUAUAUCACAAUAUAAGAGUUAUUAUUGAAUCUCCAGUGGCCACUGCACUGUACAGUAUAUAGAUGGUGCCACACUAAAUGCAAUGUGACACCUCUCAUGUAAAAUACAUGCAAUGAAUGGUGUGACCGCUGUGUGUGUGAAUCUGAUGCCAAUACAUCCUUCACUGGCUGUGCCAUUAAUGUGACUCACUCACAGGCUAUUGACAUUUUACAGUGUUUUAAUGGAUUUAUCAUCAGUGUUUUCUGUGGGAGUCGCUUCCAAAGCAUCAAUCGGAGGCAUAAAAUAUUGUAAAUCUGCGUCAGCUCGUUCUACUCUCACGCGACUUAAAAACGUAAAAUGCAUAAAAGCUCCAGAUUGUCUCCGUUUUCAAAAAUGUGAUUUUUACUACUGGUACUACUCUUAUUACUGUACC
Hippoglossus stenolepis (Pacific halibut) is the source of this 8164-nucleotide messenger RNA. It is a transcript of the gene myo10l1, whose product is annotated as myosin X, like 1. The transcript is spliced from 43 exons. Gene Ontology annotation, biological process: signal transduction. Gene Ontology annotation, molecular function: cytoskeletal motor activity; protein binding; ATP binding. The record is from RefSeq and is a predicted model, not a curated record. Lineage: Eukaryota; Metazoa; Chordata; Actinopteri; Pleuronectiformes; Pleuronectidae. Bases 494 to 6751 code for a protein of 2085 amino acids. Gene Ontology annotation, cellular component: cytoskeleton; myosin complex.